Syngnathoides biaculeatus (alligator pipefish) is the source of this 3070-nucleotide messenger RNA. RefSeq names its product mucin-19-like. Bases 16 to 3054 code for a protein of 1012 amino acids. NCBI's taxonomy places the organism in Eukaryota, Metazoa, Chordata, Actinopteri, Syngnathiformes, Syngnathidae. The record is from RefSeq and is a predicted model, not a curated record. The transcript is spliced from 2 exons.
UUUUUGCGAGAAAAAAUGCUCUUGCUAAUCCUGCUCCAACUCCUGAUCACCGUUGUAGCAUCCAGAACUGCUCAGUCCAUUGUGCUCCCCACCAGGCCCAUUCCUGGAAAUAACAACCAGGAUACAGGUGGCGCCUCACCCCAAACUGGCAACGCCGUAACCACAGCUGGCUUUGAUGAGACUCGCAACGUAGCAGCAGGCAAUGCUCAAACCACAGCUGGCAGUGCUGCGACUAGCAACGUGGCAACCACACCAGGGAAUGCAGCAACUGCCAACACCACAACCACUGCAGGGAACACAGCGACUGGCAAAGAAGCAACUGGCAAUGCUGCAACCACAGCUGUUAACGCUGCAACUGGCAAUGUUGCAACCAGAGCUGGCAAUGCUGUGACUGGCAACCCCACAACGACAGGAGGGACUGCAGUAACUGGCAAUGCUGCAUCUACCAACACAGCAACCACAGGAGGGAAUGCAGCAACUGGCAAUGCAGUAAUUGGCAAUGCGGCAACCACAGCUAUCAGUGCUGCAACUGGCAACCCUGCAACAACACCAGGGAACACAGCAACUGGCAAUGCUGCAUCUACCAACACAGCAACCGCAGGAGGGAAUGCAGCAACUGGCAAUGCAGUAAUUGGCAAUGCGGCAACCACAGUUGUCAGUGCUGCAACUGGCAACCCUGCAACAACACCAGGGAACACAGCAACUGGCAAUGCUGUGUUUGGCAACCCCGCAACCACAGCAGGGAAAACAGCGACUGGCAGGGCAGCAACUGCCAAUGCUGCAACCACAGCUGUUAGUGCAGCGACUGGCAAUGCUGCGACUGGCAAUACUGUGUCUGGCAACCCCGCAACCACAGCAGGGAACAUAACAACUGGCAGCACAGCGACUGGCAGCGCAGCAACUGCCAAUGCUGCAACCACAGCUGUUAGUGCAGCGACUGGCAAUGCUGCGACUGGCAAUACUGUGUCUGGCAACCCCGCAACCACAGCAGGGAACAUAACAACUGGCAGCACAGCAAACGCCAAUGCUGCAACCACAGCGACUGGCAAUGGAGCAACCACAGCAGGGAACGCAGUGACUGGCAAUGUUGCAACUGGCAACACGGCAACAGGUAAUGCUGCAACCACAACUGGCAACGCCGCAACCACAGCAAGGAACACAGCGACUGGCAAUACAGCAACUGGCAAUGCCAAAACCACAGCUGUUAAUGCUGGAACUGGCAACGCCGCAAACAAAGCAGGGAACGCAGCAACUGGCAAUGCCACAACCACAGCUGGCAAUGUUGCGACUGGCAACAUAGCAACAGGAAAUGCUGCAACCACAGCUAGCAACGCAGUAACUAGCAACGCUGCAUCUACCAACAGAGCAACCACAGGAGGGAAUGCAGCAACUGGCAAUGUGGCAACCACAGCUGUUAAUGCUGCAACUGGCAAUGUCGCAACCAGAGCUGGCAAUGCUGUGACUGGCAACCCCACAACGACAGGAGGGACUGCAGUAACUGGCAAUGCUGCAUCUACCAACACAGCAACCACAGGAGGGAAUGCAGCAACUGGCAAUGCAGUAAUUGGCAAUGCGGCAACCACAGCUAUCAGUGCUGCAACUGGCAACCCUGCAACAACACCAGGGAACACAGCAACUGGCAAUGAUGCGACUGGCAGCACAGCAACCGCCAAUGCUGCAACCACGGCGACUGGCAAUGGAGCAACCACAGCAGGGAAUGCAGUGACUGGCAAUGUUGCAACUGGCAACACGGCAACAGGUAAUGCUGCAACCACAACUGGCAACCCAGCAACCAUAGCAAGGAACACAGCGACUGGGAAUACAGCAACUGGCAAUCCCAAAACCACAGCUGGCAAUGUUGCGACUGGCAACAUAGCAACAGGAAAUGCUGCAACCACAGCUAGCAACGCAGUAACUGGCAAUGCUGCAUCUACCAACACAGCAACCACAGGAGGGAAUACAGCAACUGGCAAUGCAGUAAAUGGCAAUGCGGCAACCACAGUUGUCAGUGCUGCAACUGGCAACCCUGCAACAACACCAGGGAACACAGCAACUGGCAAUGCUGCGACAGGCAAUACUGUGUCUGGCAACCCCUCAACCACAGCAGGGAAAACAGCGACUGGCAAUGCUGCGACAGGCAAUACUGUGUCUGGCAACCCCUCAACCACAGCAGGGAAAACAGCGACUGGCAGCGCAGCAACUGCCAAUGCUGCAACCAAAGCUGUUAGUGCAGCGACUGGCAAUUCUGUGUCUGGCAACCCCGCAACCACAGCAGGGAACAUAACGACUGGCAGCACAGCAAGCGCCAAUGCUGCAACCACAGCGACUGGCAAUGGAGCAACCAUAGCAGGGAACGCAGUGACUGGCAAUGUUGCAACUGGCAACACGGCAACAAGUAAUGCUGAGACCACAACUGGCAACGCAGCAACUGGGAACCCCGCAACCACAGCAGGGAACGCAGUGACUGGCAAUGUUGCAACUGGCAACACGGCAACAGGUAAUGCUGCAACCACAACUGGCAACGCACCAACUGGGAUCCCCGCAACCACAGCAGGGAACGCAGUGACUGGCAAUGCUGAAACCACAGCUGGCAAUGCGGCAACCACAGCUGUCAGUGCUGCAACUGGCAACCCCGCAACCACAGCAAGGAGCACAGCAACUGGCAACGCCGCAACCACAGCUGGCAAUGUUGCCACUGGCAACACAGCAACAGGUACUGCUGUAACCACAGCUGGCAACGCAGCAACUGGCAAUAGUGCGUCUGGCAACACAGCAACCACAGGAGGGAACCCAGCAACUGGCAACCCCGCAACAACACCAGGUAACACAACAACUGGCAAUGCUGCGACUGGUAACCCUGCAACCACAGCAGGCAACGUAGCGACUGGCAACACAGCAAUUGGCAGCGUCAUGACUGUCAACACUGGAGCCACAAUGACAGCCAUUGCGACACACCCAUGCAAAGUAACAAACACCGCAGUUGCGUCCACCCACGUGGGCAGCAUCCUCACAUGUCACCUCGCUGUGGCAUUUCUUAAACUCUACGCAAUAUAAAUCUGCUGUUAGUUGA